CUCGCAGCAGUCGAACUUUUUUGACGUUGAUUUGUGUGUGAUCGCGAAAACAACAUGCUUUUUUGGCUUAUUUUUUGGUAAAAAAAGAACGAUUUAGAACUAAAACCUGACUAGAACAGUGUUUGUCCGUGCAUACACAAAUAUCUACAAUGCCCAAAUUAGAUCAGAGACCCAAAGUUAUAUUGGAGGAGUUCCGAGUGAAGAAUGCUCCCAACGAUUAUGGAAUGGCUGAUGAAAAAUGGAAUUUCAAAAAAUUUGCAAAAAAUAUGCGCAUAGUGGUUGUGCGGAUGGAUAAUUUUACAAUGGAAUUUGAUUUAAUUGGUGUUCAACCUGCGUUCGCCAAUGCAUUUAGAAGAUUAAUGCUAAGUGAAGUGCCAAGCAUGGCAAUUGAAAAAGUUAUGAUUAAAAAUAACACUUCUAUAAUACAAGAUGAAGUUCUGGCUCACCGACUUGGGCUAAUACCCCUGAAAGCAGACCCUAGGUUAUUUGAGUAUAGACCUGAAGGUGCAACAGUUGGCACUGAAUUUGACACAUUGGAGUUUUCUUUAAAAGUAAGGUGUUCAAACAAUAAAUCACAACCAAAAGACUCUUUUAGACCAGAAGAUUUAUAUGAAAAUCAUAGUGUAUAUUCAUCACAAAUGAAGUGGUGCCCUCUUGGCAACCAAGCGUCUGUCCACAAGGAGGCAGAGGUGGGCCCGGUUCACGGAGACAUUCUCAUAUCAAAAAUGAGGCCAGGCCAUGAACUUGAUUUGCAAUUAGUAGCAGUAAAAGGCAUUGGAAAGGACCAUGCCAAAUUUUCACCAGUUGCAACUGCUUCAUACCGUUUAUUGCCUGAAAUCACACUCACCCGAGAUGUGACCGGUGGUGAGGCGACUCUGCUACAAACCUGCUUCUCCCCUGGUGUUAUUGGAAUUGAUUCGGAUGGUCGAGCAUUUGUGCAGGAGGCACGCUAUGACACAUGCAGCAGAAACGUAUACAGAUAUGAUGAAAUCAAGGAUUCUGUCAUACUAAGCAGGAUAAGGGAUCAUUUUAUAUUUAAUGUGGAGUCCGUGGGAGCAAUGCCACCUAAUGUAAUAUUUGUUGAAGCUGUUAAAAUUUUAAGAGAUAAGUGUAAGUCCUUAUUAGACGAAUUAAACACUUUAUAAAAUGAUAAGUA
Ostrinia nubilalis (European corn borer) is the source of this 1156-nucleotide messenger RNA. It is a transcript of the gene Polr1C, whose product is annotated as DNA-directed RNA polymerases I and III subunit RPAC1. The record is from RefSeq and is a predicted model, not a curated record. Gene Ontology annotation, biological process: DNA-templated transcription. Gene Ontology annotation, molecular function: DNA binding; protein dimerization activity. The transcript is spliced from 6 exons. NCBI's taxonomy places the organism in Eukaryota, Metazoa, Arthropoda, Insecta, Lepidoptera, Crambidae. The coding region runs from base 150 to 1145 and encodes 331 amino acids. Gene Ontology annotation, cellular component: RNA polymerase III complex; RNA polymerase I complex.